Molecule: messenger RNA, 441 nt
Organism: Sphenostylis stenocarpa
Lineage: Eukaryota; Viridiplantae; Streptophyta; Magnoliopsida; Fabales; Fabaceae
Source: the annotation of a GenBank genome assembly
AUGGACUCAACUAAGCAACAAGCGCAAAAGCUCCUGGUCGCGGUGACGGCAGUGCUAGCGGUGCUAGCAAAGCGGGCAAGCCGUCUACCGCGGAAACUGAAGGAGGCGCCGCGGAAACUGAAGCAGACGCCAAAGGAAGAGUGGAUGAUCGAGUUGCGGUCGCCAAAGAAGCUUCUGAGCAACAUAGGAGGGAAAACACUGCCAUUUCUGCCGAAGAGGAGCAAGAAAAAGCGCGACGAGAAGGAUUGGGGAAACGGCGGUGUGUGGCAGAAGACAAUCCUAAUGGGGGACAAGUGUGAGCCGUUGGAUUUCUCAGGAGUAAUCUAUUACGAUAAUAACGGGAAGCAGGUGAACGAGAUCCCUCUUAGGUCACCACGUGCCAGUCCCGUGCCCGGCUAUUACUUCAUCCGUCACAGAGAACAGCGCGAUCACCAGCCAUGA